GAAAAUGGAGAGGUGGGGAAGAGCCGGGUGCACACAGGGGUAGUUUGGACAAGUGUGUAUAUGUUUAGAGGCAGCUAUAAAAGUCUUAUUGUGUUCUCCAUUACUCCACUUGUUCACCUUACCCUUCAUCUUCAGACCUCCUGUCUUCUCCUGUCUCCAUCCAUCUCCUUUCCUCUUUCUUUCUUUUUUUUCUUUGCAGCAUCCAUCUGUUCAUUCAGCUGGCAGAAUGGUAAUGACUGAUCUCUUAAAGCCAGAGGAGAUCAAGAAAGCUCUUGAUGCCUUUGCAGCGGAAACCUUUGACCCUAAGAAGUUCUUUGAGAUGGUGGGAAUGAAGGCCAUGUCAGCUGAAAAUGUCAAGAAAGUCUUCCAGGUUCUGGACGUGGAUGGAAGCGGAUUCAUAGAGGAAGAGGAACUCAAGUUUGUACUGAAGGGAUUCUCAAACGAAGGCAGGGAUCUGACGGAUGCCGAGACAAAAGCAUUCCUCACAGCUGCAGACAAAGAUGGCGAUGGCAAAAUUGGCAUUGAUGAGUUUGAGACCUUGGUUCAUGAGUAGGGGGAGAGCUGAGACUCCCCUUCAUCCUCCGUCUCUUCGUUCCCGCAUUUGUAAACGCCCCACCUUCCUACUCUUCCCACCUCCCUCUGGACCCCACUUUUUGGAGUCGGACCAGGCCUGUUCUCUUCCAAACAACAGUAACAGGCCCACUGGGAGUCACAAUGAAGAGAAUCAUACCGGCAGUGCAUCAGUUUCAUUAAUCCAUUUU
This is a messenger RNA of Cyprinodon variegatus (sheepshead minnow), 761 nucleotides long. It is a transcript of the gene pvalb7, whose product is annotated as parvalbumin-7-like. Bases 227 to 553 code for a protein of 108 amino acids. Gene Ontology annotation, molecular function: calcium ion binding. Lineage: Eukaryota; Metazoa; Chordata; Actinopteri; Cyprinodontiformes; Cyprinodontidae. The record is from RefSeq and is a predicted model, not a curated record. Gene Ontology annotation, cellular component: cytoplasm; nucleus. The transcript is spliced from 5 exons.